AUGGUCGGCAGGGAGGAGAGAUUGGUUGAGGAGGGCGGUGGCCGUGGCAGCGAGGGGCCAGGCGCUGGUGUAGCAGGGGUCGAGACACUGGCAGCGCGGCAGCACUGCGCUCAGAGAAGCGACGUACGCAGCGGCGGCGUGCCGCGCAGCAUGUCACAGCCCGAGACCGCCCGCAGCGGUGGAGAGGGACGCUUGCAGCCAGGCUUGGCCAGUCAGGGGCCCAGUGCAGAGGCGCUCCAAACAAGCGCGGACUUCCGAGUCAAAGUCGCUGCCUGCACCAGCGAGCAGCUGCGGCGGG
Messenger RNA from Symbiodinium pilosum, 298 nucleotides. The record is from the annotation of a GenBank genome assembly. Lineage: Eukaryota; Dinophyceae; Suessiales; Symbiodiniaceae.